AUGGGGCAUCUAGUGACUGUAGCGACUUGUUCCUUGAACCAGUGGGCGCUGGAUUUUGAGGGCAAUGCCGAUCGGAUCAUCAAGAGUAUCCGCAUCGCCAAAGAGCGCGGUGCCUCCUUGCGUGUAGGUCCUGAGCUCGAGGUGACAGGAUAUGGUUGUUUCGAUCACUUUUUAGAGGGAGACACAUAUCUCCAUUCGUGGGAAAUGCUUGGACGCAUCCUCGAAACUGAAGGCACAGAUGAUAUUCUCCUUGAUAUUGGUAUGCCCGUCUCGCACCGGAAUGUCAAGUACAACUGCCGUGUGAUCUGUCUGAACCGUAAAGUUCUGUUGAUUCGCCCGAAGUUGUGGUUAGCCAACGAUGGCAACUACCGUGAGCAACGGUAUUUUACGGCAUGGGCUCGUCCUAGACAUGUGGAGCCAUUCUACCUUCCGAGAAUGAUUCAGAAGCUCACUGGGCAAACGAUGUGUCCUUUUGGUGAUGCAGUUAUCUCGACUCCUGAUACCUGUUUUGGAGCUGAAACCUGUGAGGAGUUGUUCACACCCAACAGCCCCCACAUUGGCAUGAGUCUCGAUGGCGUAGAGAUCAUGACAAAUUCUAGUGGAAGUCAUCACGAGCUGCGCAAACUCUACAGAAGGAUUGACUUGAUGAAAGAAGCCACCAUGAAGUGCGGAGGUGUUUAUCUAUACUCAAACCCGCAAGGCUGUGACGGAGACCGUCUAUACUACGAUGGGUGUGCAAUGAUCCUCGUAAAUGGCCAGAUCGUCGCGCAAGGCACACAGUUCUCCUUGACCGAUGUUGAAGUUGUUACAGCCACUGUUGACCUUGAGGAAGUCCGUGCUCAUCGCGCUCAAGCAUCUCGUGGAAUGCAGGCGGUUGCUGCUCCCAGCUACCAGCGCAUUGAAGCAAGCAAAGCUUUGUCAAAGGAGGCAGGCGUGAUUGACCCUCAUUUGAUGCCCACUAAGGAAAUCAAGGUGCGAUACCACACACCAGAAGAAGAGAUUGCGCUUGGUCCUGCUUGUUGGUUGUGGGAUUACCUUAGGCGCUCAAAGACAGCAGGUUAUUUCCUCCCAUUGAGUGGUGGGAUUGACAGUUGUGCAACUGCGACUAUUGUGCACUCAAUGUGUAGGCUCGUGGCACAAGCAGCGGCAAACGGCAAUGAGGAAGUCAUCAAAGAUGCGCGCCGUAUGGCUGGAGAGAAAGAGGAUUCUGACUGGUUGCCGACUGAUCCCAAAGAAUUUGCGGGACGCAUCUUCCAUACGUGUUACAUGGGAACUGAGAACUCCAGCAAGGAAACGCGCGAGCGUGCUAGGCACUUGGCUGAGGCUAUUGGUGCUUAUCAUGUCGACCUUAACAUGGAUGAUCUCGUGCGUGCCGUGCAGACGCUUUUCACAUUCGUGACAGGCAAAAAGCCGGAAUACAAAGUUCACGGGGGAUCCCAAACCGAGAACCUUGCUUUGCAAAACAUUCAAGCUCGUCUGCGCAUGGUCAUUGCGUACCUCUUUGCUCAGCUUUUGCCAUGGGUGCGCGGUAAGCCUGGAGGGCUUCUUGUACUUGGCAGUGCUAAUGUUGAUGAGGCUCUUCGUGGAUACUUCACAAAGUAUGACUGUUCCAGUGCUGAUGUCAACCCAAUCGGUGGUAUCUCCAAGACUGACCUCAAGAGGUUCAUUGCGUAUGCUCGGGAUGAGUUUGACCUUCCCAUCUUGCAUGAAUUCCUCGAGGCCACACCAACUGCUGAGCUCGAGCCGAUCACCAAGGAUUACGUGCAGUCUGAUGAAAUUGAUAUGGGAAUGACAUAUGAUGAACUGUCCGUAUUUGGAAGGCUCAGAAAGGUUGAGAAAUGUGGUCCUUACAGCAUGUUCACCAAACUUGUUCACGAGUGGGGUGACAAGUUGUCGCCCACUGAGAUCGCUACAAAAGUCAAGCGGUUCUUCUUUUACCAUGCGAUCAACCGGCAUAAGAUGACUACACUGACCCCAUCCUACCACGCGGAAGCCUACUCCCCGGAUGACAACAGGUUCGAUCUGCGCCCGUUCUUGUAUAAUGCGGGUUGGUCGUGGCAGAACAAGAAGAUUGACGAAGCUGCCAAGCAACUGGAAGAGCUGGAUUCAAAGAAAGAUUGA
Messenger RNA from Saitoella complicata NRRL Y-17804, 2121 nucleotides. Its product is annotated as glutamine-dependent NAD(+) synthetase with GAT domain-containing protein. Gene Ontology annotation, cellular component: cytoplasm. The transcript has 2 exons. NCBI's taxonomy places the organism in Eukaryota, Fungi, Ascomycota, Saitoellomycetes, Saitoellales, Saitoellaceae. The record is from RefSeq and is a predicted model, not a curated record. The coding region runs from base 1 to 2121 and encodes 706 amino acids. Gene Ontology annotation, molecular function: ATP binding; NAD+ synthase (glutamine-hydrolyzing) activity; glutaminase activity. Gene Ontology annotation, biological process: NAD+ biosynthetic process.